CAUCUCUAAUUCAUUUUAAUACAGAUAUUAAAAUGGCAUGCUGUUCUUGCCAUCACAAUCGAAGCAUGGCGGCACAAUAUCAUCAACUUCACCCUCUUUAACUCAAAGAUCAAAACCAAACACACACACAGACAUAAAACAAGUAGACCUACAUGCUUGCAGCUUUGAAUGUUUCUUUGCAACAAGAGUCACAGUCAUUCCUGGUCUAUGAGACAUGUGCAAGUGCCCCCCAAAAGCUGUGGUAUAGUUCACACACUGCAGAUGAGCAAUACGUCAGUGGGGAACUCUUUUACUGUCUACCAUGGAUUGGAUUUGGCGAUCGUUAACUUUUCCAACUUUUUUGAUUUGUCCAAUAUUGUAGUAUAAAAGUGGUUCUUAAAAAAAAUCAAAAUCAAAAUGUGGCCUUCCAAAGACGUGUUGCCUUUUGUCUGAGUUCAUUCUCACAGCUCAUCCUGCGUUACUUAACACCACAUCCUUUUGUGACAUACAUUGUUCUGACCUCUAAUUAUUCCUAUUUCCCACAAGCAUUGUCUGCUCUCUCACACACACACACACACACACACACACUAUCUUAGCCUUUUUGCAGUGACUCCUGCCUAAAGCAAAUAACAUCCAGCUUUAAGAACAGCCUUGGGUCACCAUAAUGACCAACAGACUCUACUUUAGAGAUAAGAGGCGAUCAGCACGUGACAAAUUGGAGACAAUAUAAACAUAAAAACAGAUUCACAGCUGUGGUGUUUCUGCAGAAAAUGAAUCUAUUCUGUAAUCAGUGUGAGAUGAAGUGUCUCCAGAUAAAUCCUUCAAACUGUAAAAGGAUCAACAGUGAAGUCUUUGCCAACUGUUUGUGAUUCCAGCACUGUGUCGUCAUGCUGUAAAAACACCUCUUCUGUAAUCCAGUCUGCAGGCGGGUAAACAAUAUGUGGCUUUAUCGUUUUGAUGGCACCGUAACUCCAUAACAACAGCGUUAGAUUUCAUCAAUUGAACCAAUUCAGUUAAAGGUGCAAUAAAAGCAUUGGAUAUCAACAUUCAGCCCAUUCAGGCAUUUUAAUAUCUUAAAGUGUGUUGCGUACAAAACUUCCUGGACCUGAAGGCACAGUCAGCAACAUGAAAACGAUAACUGAAGUCAAGCUGUAAACCACUGCUAUGCUCUUUGAUCUCGUGUCCAAAGGGCAGGCAGGAUCCAGUGGUGCAGUGCUAAUAACAAAGUGUGCUGCUAUUAUUGCUGAAAGAGAGUCCAAACAAAGCCAUGGCGGAGAAUGAGGAACAGGGAAAGCUUGUGGAGAGGAGAGGGAGAUUAACUGUGGUGCUGGUGUUGGCGACACUCAUAUCUGCAUUUGGCUCAUCAUUCCAGUAUGGUUACAAUGUGGCUGUGGUCAACUCUCCAUCACCGUUCAUGCAGCACUUCUAUAACACCACCUACAUGGAGCGUUACGGCCGACCGAUGGAGGAGAACUUCCUAACUCUGCUGUGGUCUCUCUCUGUGUCCAUGUACCCGCUAGGAGGCUUCUUCGGCUCUCUGAUGGUGGCCCCUCUGGUCAACAAACUGGGGAGGAAGGGCACCCUCCUCUUCAACAACAUCUUCUCCAUCGUCCCUGCUGUGAUGAUGGGAGUCAGCGAGAUCGCCAAGUCCUAUGAGAUCAUCAUCGUGGCGAGGUUUAUAGUGGGCAUCUGUGCAGGUCUCUCAUCCAACGUGGUGCCCAUGUAUCUGGGAGAACUCUCUCCCAAAAACCUGAGGGGAGCCCUUGGCAUCAUACCGCAGCUCUUCAUCACCAUUGGCAUCCUCAGUGCGCAGGUGCUGGGCAUCAGAAACAUACUGGGCAACAGCACAGGUUGGCCUCUCAUGCUGGGUUUGACUGGUAUCCCCGCCCUGAUAGAGCUCCUGCUGCUGCCCUUCUUCCCAGAGAGCCCCAGGUACAUGCUCAUCCAGAGAGGAGAUGAGAAGACGGCAAGGAAAGCACUACAGCGUCUGCGUGGCUGGGACGACGUGGAUGCAGAGCUGUCAGAGAUGCAUCUUGAGGACCAGUCGGAGAGGGCCGAGGGCCGCCUGUCUGUGCUCAGCCUGCUGUCCCAGCGCUCCCUUCGCUGGCAGCUGGUCUCCAUAAUCGUCAUGAACAUGGGCCAGCAGCUGUCGGGGGUCAACGCGAUCUACUACUACGCAGAUAGCAUAUAUGCCACUGCUGGAGUCAAGCAGAAUGACAUCCAGUAUGUCACUGUGGGAACAGGUGCAGUGAAUGUCUUCAUGACCAUAGCUGCUGUCUUCAUCGUAGAGGCUUCAGGGCGACGGCUGCUCCUCCUUUGUGGUUUUGGGAUCUGCUGUGGAGCCUGUGUGCUGCUCACUGUUGCCCUCAACCUCCAGGAGAGCGUGACGUGGAUGCCCUACGUCAGCAUCACCUGUGUCAUCAUCUACGUCAUAGGACACGCCAUAGGACCCAGUCCCAUUCCUUAUGUGGUGACCACCGAGAUGUUCAGGCAGUCGGCCAGGCCGGCUGCCUUCAUGGUCGCAGGCUCCGUCCACUGGCUCUCCAACUUCACUGUUGGCCUCAUCUUCCCCUUCCUAGAGAGCGGUCUGGGCCCCUUCAGUUUUAUCAUCUUUUCUUUCAUCUGUCUGGUCACGCUCAUCUACAUCUGGCUGGUGGUCCCGGAGACCAAGAGUAAGACCUUCCUGGAGAUCUGCCAGAUGUUUGCCAAGAGAAACAAAGUGGAGAUCAAACUGGGUGAUGGGGAUCUGCCACUGAAAGAGCACAAAGAAAGCCUGGAGGAUGAAUUGAGGGUCACGGCCUUCUGAAGACAAAUGAGACCAUUCAGAGGAGAGGAAGUCUUCACUCUGGGGAGGAUUGUACUGCACUGAAAUGUCUUAAUUUAGCCUCCAUUUUCUACAAAGAAUCUUUACACAGACUCUUUUGAUAUUGUUUGUUUGUGGCCACAAAGCCAGCUAAAAAUACAAAGAGACUUGGGCCAAAUCCCAUUUAGUAUUAUUAUUACCCCUCGUUUUAGAGUGCCACCUUGCCCCUCGGAACAGAGUUAUAAAGGGCAGUGGUUGAAAUCUUUCCCUGUGAAAUGUGACCACCCUUGAAGACCCUGAUUUUAAUUUUGUAUUUAUUUAACCUUUAUUUAACCAGGAAUUCCCACUGACAUUGAAAAUCUCUUUCACAAGAGAGGCCUGGCCAAGAUAGCAGCCAAUCAAAACACUUUUAAAAUGCAACAAAUACGAUAUAUAAUACAAAAAUCCACAAAUGACAACUAUUCAAAUAUUCUCAAGAAAAACAAGCACAUAUCUCUAUCACCACAUUCUUUAUGAUGCCCUUAAAUUCACUGAUGGAUUUAAGUGUUUCUAAUUUAGAUAUUUUUGGAGAUUGUCCAAGGUACACAGUAGGAUAAUGCAGUUUUCCCCUGAUACGUCCAUUGUUGUCAGUGCUGGUUUUCACAUAAACAGAUGUGACAAGUGUUUCUGGACAUUGCAGAUACACCAUCUUCUGCUGUGGUGAUUUCUCUUGCGUGUUUGUGGUUAUCAGGGCACUCACGAUAGAGUGGUGCAAGAACUACAUUUAUUCGUAGGCCAGCCCAGAAGUUAGCUUCGCCAUAGUUCCCUUGACGAAAAUCCAAUGGGAUAUUUCCAUUGGAUUUUGGAGUACUGCAGAAAAUAAACCUUGUGGCAAAAAAAGAGAGUUUUCGAUACUUACGUGUUUUGUUCAGCAAGAUCAUCUUUACAAAUAACCACAACUUUCAUUAUUUUUGAAGUUUAAAUGCAAUCUCCAUGAGUAAAAAGCUAAUGUUGGGCUAUAAACAAACUACACUUUGGUAGCAAGACGUCGCCAUCACAAUGAGGCUGUAAUGUCGUGUUUGGCAUAGUGAUGCUAUGUAGUCUUAUUUAACCACCUUUUAGUAACUGCCUUUUUAAAAGAGACUUUAAAGCUUUAAGAUUCACAAGUUGGGUAUUUACAGUACUGGUAUAUUUUAUGUCAUUGAACAAAACAUGAAAGCCUCUUAAGCUUGUGUUAACCACAGACUUUAUUUAUUUCAGGCAUCUCACCAAAACCUAUUCAAAAACCCAAUGACUUUAAGAUGAGGGAACUGGAGGAGCUAAAGUGUUAACUCAUUUACAGUUUUAGGAAUCAUUCCUGCAUCCCUCCAUUUGUUCACGACUUCAGUUUAUGCUAUUGAUCAGUCAAACAAGUCAUCAGAUUAAAAAUAACUGCUUCAUUAUCAGGCCUUUAGUGGUGCUCUGUAGGCUAAUGUUAGCAGCUCGUACUUCUACCCUGCCGGUCUGCACUGAUAUUAGAGAAGCGGUGACAAGUGCAGUAACAUUGCUGCUGGACUUUAGUUAAAUUUCAGGUGUCACAUGCCAUCAAUGGGAGCAAUGAGAUGUGGAAACAUGUCAAAAUGAAAGACUGUCACGCAAAAAUCAACAAUAGCAAUGUAACGUUAGCUAGCUAGCAGGGUGGCCACCAAAACAUUAGCAUACAAGCUAUUUCUUUUGUCAUGCUUUUUAUAGUCCUAAAUAAGAGGCUAUGAUACAUUAAAAUGACAUUAAACUACGUUUAAACUAAAUCUACAUAAACAAAGAAAAUACAUUUGUGUUGUUGUUUUUUUGUUGCUAGUGCAGCCAUCUUGCUGAUGGUUUCUCAUAACACUUUUAAGUGUAAAAAACCUCCACUUUGAGGGCCAUGUAGGCUUUACUUCACCCUAUCUCUCAUCACAGGGCUGCCAAGUUUCAGAAAAUGA
Molecule: messenger RNA, 4722 nt
Organism: Epinephelus fuscoguttatus (brown-marbled grouper)
Lineage: Eukaryota; Metazoa; Chordata; Actinopteri; Perciformes; Serranidae
Gene: slc2a1a
Product: solute carrier family 2 member 1a
Exons: 11
Coding region: 1247-2785 (512 amino acids)
Biological process (GO): monosaccharide transmembrane transport
Cellular component (GO): membrane
Molecular function (GO): hexose transmembrane transporter activity
Source: RefSeq, a predicted model, not a curated record